AUGGCGGAAUCCACGUACAAGAUCCCAGAAGAGUACCAGUCACAGCUGAAGUAUGUGGCGUCGAAAGACAACCGUACCGAUGCCGAGAUUCUGGAUUCCUUGACGAAGCAUGCACCCAUCGCGUCCGAGAAGAACAUUUGGACGUUCUGGCAUGCCGGCGUACAGCAGAUGCCAACAUGGACACAGCGCAACAUCAUCAACUGGGUGCGACUUCACGGCCCUGAGUGGACGAUUCGCGUGCUCGACACCGCACCAGACUCGCCAAACCACGCGUUGACUUGGAUAUCGACCGACCUUCUUCCGGAGACCUUCGUGAAGGGUACGAUGACGGGGCCGCACCUGAUCUUCCUGGAGCUCUGGAAGGGACGUACCGACUUUACUGGCGUGGUGCAGUCGCCUCUCAUCAGCUUCAUCAAGCAGAUGAAUAGCAAGGAUCUUCAAGACUCCGGAUUUAAAUGGGAGUGGAAAGUCGACGAGCAGACUCUCAUCGGAUACAUUGGGCAGUGCCUCGCCUGGAUACGCUUGACGUGGCUGCAAGAGCCUAACGGUGGUUUCGAUGGCGUCACCUACUGGGCUGAGAAGGUCUUGCUGUGGCAUGCGCUAUCUGAAGACUUUCCUGCUGAGCACACUCUUGGCUUCGAUAUUAGCGCAGACUUUUUGAAGCUUUUGGCCAUGAGCGUGGGUGCUGACGAGUCCGACGCGGUGUACGAGAAGGCGAAGAAGGCCACGUGGGGGAUGUUGACGCAGAGUGUGAUGCAGAAGAUCACACAUGGCAAAGGGCUGGGCGAAACGAUUCAUAUUGGCACGUUGCUGGACCUUCCGGAAAAUGAGGGUAUAGAUGCUGCGCCUGGUACGUUGGCAGGGCUGCUGCGAUAUGGCAGCGUGCAUCUGGAGCAGACGAGGGAUAUGCCGUAUAUCAAGGCCCCUGCGGUGGAUCCCGAGUUCAUUCUUCACAAGGGAUUACUGGAGGCGUGA
Molecule: messenger RNA, 975 nt
Organism: Alternaria hordeiaustralica
Lineage: Eukaryota; Fungi; Ascomycota; Dothideomycetes; Pleosporales; Pleosporaceae
Exons: 2
Coding region: 1-975 (324 amino acids)
Source: RefSeq, a predicted model, not a curated record